Protopolystoma xenopodis is the source of this 405-nucleotide messenger RNA. The record is from the annotation of a GenBank genome assembly. Lineage: Eukaryota; Metazoa; Platyhelminthes; Monogenea; Polystomatidea; Polystomatidae.
GUUUUGGCUACUGGUUUGAGUGGUAUUUUUUCGACUCUUCCACGGAAAUUGGUAUCACUUCCUGAUUGUUCUUCCGGUCCUAUUUACUCUGGUCGACUCUCAUAUCUUUCGCAUGGUCAGCAAUUCACUGGGUUGGCCUCAAGCACUAACAGUCAUCCGGCCCCGUUAAGUACCCACUCCGCUCAGCAAUCAGACAGUCUGACUAGGGUCAACAAACCAACUGCUAAGCGAGUCACAUGUUCACCGACACCUGUCCGCCAAACCGGUAUUCUCUAUGUCGGUGGACCAGGGUGGCAUCGAAUCAGCUGGGCUGAAUGUCUGGCCAGUCCAGAGCUAAUGAGGUUUCUGGCCGCAUUGGACUUUUGCAAUAUGGCCAUUAAGGUUGUGAAAACGACAUUAGCUUAG